CUGGCUUGUAGAGCGCUUUAUGGUGUGUUGUGAAGUGAAUUUGAACUUUCCUGGCUUGUAGAGUCGCUGCUGAAAGACCACUCAUAGGUUGGAUAACGAAGUGAUAUCGGGAACUAUUGUUAAUUUUCACGAACACACUUUGUCAUAAGAUGACAGCAAAGUGACAUUUACCUCUAUUUCGAAAAAGUCAGCAAGAAUUUGAUCAAAUCCAUAGAAAUAAAUAGUACUUACAUCCUAACUUUGGUAUAAAUGCAGCAUUCAAAAAUUCUAUUAUGAGUCGAUAAUAUUUGUUAACUAGAUGUCUAGUCAUAUUGCAAAUGUUUUGAAGCAAGCCCGUGUAACCUUCGCAAAAACUCAAAAACCUUACAAACAAAAAAUUGAAAUUUUAUCAUCUCUACUAGAUAAAACUACAAUGAAUCACGUGAAUCUACCAAAAACAUACAUGGAUCAUCAUUUAUGGGAAUAUCCGGAAAAAGCUCCUGUAAGCUGCAUCGAAAUUUUCGAAGAUUCUGAUGUAACGAUGGGAAUUUUCAUGUUAAAACCCAACGGUAAGCUACCAUUACACAAUCACCCAAAUAUGUAUGGGUUGAUUAAGGUCUUAUCUGGUAAAGUGAAAAUUACCAGUUUCUCCAUGAAUACAGAAAAAACUAAAGAAAUAGACCAAAGAAGCUUUCAUGGUGAAUCGAUGCCGUAUAAACCAAGCAACAAAAUUUUAACUGCCGAACUUAAUGGAGUUACAAUCGCAAACUCAGAAAGCCCCCCAUGUAUUGUAGAGCCGAAUUUUAGAAAUAUACACGAAAUCCAAAGUUUAGACGGAACAGCAGCUUUUUUAGACAUUUUAGCGCCACCUUAUGACUUUGAAAGGCGAAAGUGCUCCUAUUAUCAGAAAUUGAGCCAAGCUUCUCGAAAUAUAUUCCGUUUACAAGAAAUAGAGUGUCCCAGCUGGUAUUGGACUGAUUCUUGCCCUUACACUGGACCUAAAAUGUAUGAAGUUCAGUUCUAUGUUUGAAAAUUUACUGUUUAAUGAUUUUAUUUUUUUUUUUUAAAUUAAUAGUUUCAGUAAAGAAUUUGAUUGUUAAGCAUUAUUUUUCAACAUGAUAAGCUCAAUGUAAGUAAAAGCAUUACGCAA
Ceutorhynchus assimilis (cabbage seed weevil) is the source of this 1129-nucleotide messenger RNA. The record is from the annotation of a GenBank genome assembly. Lineage: Eukaryota; Metazoa; Arthropoda; Insecta; Coleoptera; Curculionidae.